AUGUUAGAAGAAAAUGAAAAAUUCAAAUUUAAUUAUGAUUGGUUUAGUUAUAACAUUCAUAAUUGGGAAAACCAUUUACACCAUCUUAAAAACGAAAAAAUUAAUGUUCUUGAAAUUGGAUCUUUCGAAGGAAGAUCAACA
Dentiscutata heterogama is the source of this 141-nucleotide messenger RNA. NCBI's taxonomy places the organism in Eukaryota, Fungi, Glomeromycota, Glomeromycetes, Diversisporales, Gigasporaceae. The record is from the annotation of a GenBank genome assembly.